AUGUAAAGAUCAAGUCAAAAUUCGAGCAACAGAAAUUAUCGUCAAAGCGCAACUUAAAGAUAAAAUAGAGGAAGAGGCGGCUAAAACUAAUAGUAGCUUAAUGCAAUUAUUCAAGUUUAAAGUAGUUCUAGUAAUUCAAGAGGAUCUAGAAUAAGAAGAGGAAAUCAAUUUAAUUAAUAGUUCAAUCACUCGAGAUCAAUGACUUCACUUACAUCAAAUGAGAAAUUAGAGAUGCUUAAUGAAAGAUCAUGCUAAGAUUUGAUCGAAUACCUUGUUUAUAAGGAGAGCUUAUCUACACUUAUUACAAAUCAUCUAGAAAAUGAUGAAGAUAUCUCUUUGAUCUUCAAAAUACUGGUUAAAGCAUUUACAUUCGAAAAUGCCGGAAAUGCUGAACUUUAGCUUAUUUACUAUUAGCUCAUUGAGUCAAAAUUUAUCACAAGUAAUCUAGAAACAUUCCUUGAAAAUUUUUGCGAUAACAUAGAACCUUAAGAAGAUUUAAGGCAAAAAUGUAUAGAUUUGGACAAGAUUACUUCUCUUUAUGAGAUAAUUAUAAUAAGAUUUAACUAUCCACUCAGGAAUCUCAACAACCUUUAACACUUCAAUCAGCUGAUCUAUUAUGAUCUGAAAGAAAUGAUUGAAGGAUAGAAUUAGAAUAUUAACCUUAGGGAAAUUUAUAAAUAGUUGAAACUUAGAGCUGGAAAUUUAAAUGAUUUAUUUGAAAGAAAACAGGAUUAUUAGAUCAACUUUUCUAUUGCUAAUCCCUCAGAUUUAUUUUAAAUGCCAGAGAAUUUCAGAGACAUCUCAAUAGCUCCUUGUCCAAUAGAACUAGCUAUAGAUAGGUAAUUUCAUAUUAUAUUUACUGCUUUUAGUGAUCCUUACAUAAGACCGAUCAUUAAAAAUGGAAAUUAUUAAAACAAUCACGAUUAUCUUGAUAAUAUUUUCAGACUUUUAAGAGAAGAUGCUAUAAGACCUUUGAGAAAUGGACUUAGCACUCUUGUUUCAGAGGCAGGUGUUAGAUAUUUUCAAGAUGUUAGUUUGAUAGGUUUGGCAAUUUUGCCGCAUUUUAGUUCCCAAGUUGGAUUAAAAAUUAAAAUAAAUCAGAUUAAAUCAAAUGAAUUCUUAUAGUCAAAGCUCUUAUUGCCUGGAUCCUUGCUAGUUUUAUCAAAUGAUGAUUUUAAAACAGUAGAAAUAUUCUUGGUUUAAGAUAGAAACGAAUUUGAGAAUGACAGAAAUGUAAAAACUUUUUCAUAUGCUGAAAUCGUAAUAGAAUUCGCUUAAAUAGAACAUGUCUUAAAAAAGAUACAAGAUAUGGCAAAAUGGAAAUAAUUACCUUUCUCAAAAUAUCUUGUAGGAAGCGGUGUAAAUCGAAUUAUCUCCAAACCUCCUCUUAUUUUGAGAAUAGAGUCUUCUGGAUAACUUGGAUAAUUUAAGCAAAGUAUAAAUACAUGUAUUUAAGGAUACAAAUUUGAUUAAAGCCAAUUAACAGCUCUACAAUUUUGUCUUUACAAAGAGUUAUCAAUAAUUUAAGGACCUCCUGGAACUGGGAAAACUUACGUUGGAGAAAACUAUGUAAAAAUACUUUUAAAUAACAAAAAAAAAGGAUAUUUUCAAGAGGGUCCUCUAUUGAUAGUUUGCUACACUAAUCAUGCACUUGAUUAAUUCUUAGAAUUGAUAUCAAAAUAUACCGAUAAUUUUGUAAGAGUUGGAGGUAGGUCAAAAAAUGAGAAAUUUGCUGAUCAUACUCUUCCAAAAUAUGUGUAAAAUAAUUCAGGAAGAUAGUCAAACAAAUAUUAUCUGCUAAAGAAAGAAGUUGAAAAAUUAGGAAAUUAAAUAUUGAGAAAAUUAUCAGAACUAUAAAAUAAUGACUUCACUAUCAUAACGUCAUUAGAGAAGAAUUAGGAUGGACAGAAACUUUUGCUUAAAAUCAAGGAAUCAUUUUCAUCAUAUGUUGAAUAAACACUUUAAUGGUUAUUCCCUUCAAUUAGAGAUAUAGAUUUGCUCUAGAAUGCAAGAAAAUAUAUUAUAGAACUGAUAUAAGGAGAACCAGAUUUACCAAUAGUUUUCUGGUUAGGGUUGAUUGACCUUGGAAAAUAUAUAAAAUCUUUAAAUCUUUAUGAAGAUUAUUAUGACUAUGAAAAUUAGGAAAUAAUCAAUCAAGAGGAUUUUGAUCAAAUUAUGCAGGAUUAUUAUGAAAAUGAAUAAGAAGUGUCUUAAGAAAACAAAUAAGACUAAGUCGAUGCAGAAAUUGUUAAAAAGAAAUAUGAAAAUUUGACAAAACACUACCAUAUGUCAACUUAAGAUAACUUCUUCAGGACUGAAAAAAACUUGAAUGAAUGUAUAAAAAAAGGAGCAUAGCUUGGUUAAGGACCAGCAUAAUCAUUAAAUGAAAUUAAUCAACCACUAUUUUCUCUACCUAUGCCAAAAAGAUGGUAAAUGAACAAUACAUUUAGAAAUUAACAUUCUAAUGAUAAUCCCUAAUUAGUCUAAGAAAUCGAAAAAUUGAUAGAGAGAUUUACACAAGCUUAAGAACAAAAGAAAAACUAUCAAAGUUUGUAAUACUCCUAAGCAUUGAAUAAAGCAGAUGUAGUGGCUAUGACUACAACUGGAUGUGCUAAAAAUAGUUAUUUAAUGAAAGAUGUUCUAUUUUAAACAGUAAUUGUAGAAGAAGCAGCUGAAGUUUUUGAAGCUCACAUUUUAGCAGCAAUAAGCUAACAUACAAAGCAUAUGAUAUUAAUUGGAGAUCAUUUGCAGUUAAAACCUUCUCCAGCAAUCUAUGAAUUAGAAAAAGAAUUCAAUUUAAGCAUGUCUAUGUUUGAAAGACUCGUUAAUAACAAGUAUGAAUUCGUAACACUUUCAAUAUAACGAAGAAUGAGACCAUAAAUUUCUUAAAAUAUUCGAUAUCUCUAUCCUGCUCUCAUGGAUGACUAAAGAGUCCUAAAUUACCCAAAUAUAAGGGGCCUAAAAAGAAAUGUAUUUUUUCUCGACCAUAGAAAUGAAGAAAAUUCUGAUGGCUAAUAAUCUAAACAGAAUAUUUUUGAAGCUAAAUUCAUUGAAAGAUUUGCACUUUACCUGAUCGGAUAGAAAUAUCUCCCCUCUGAAAUUACUAUAUUAUGUCUCUAUAAAGCAUAAUCCAAUCUCAUCUUUAAACUAUUCAAAAAUAACUACCCUAGAGAUGACCCAAUCAAAAAGAUCAAGGUUGUAACAGUUGAUAAUUACCAAGGGGAAGAAAACGAUAUCAUAAUAAUUUCAUUGGUCAGAUCAAAUCCGAGAAAUGACAUCGGCUUCUUAAAGAUCAAUAAUAGAGUAAAUGUCGCACUUUCAAGAGCAAAGCAUGGAAUGUAUAUUUUAGGAAAUGGAUAAUCAAUUAGAAAUGCAAUGAAAAGAUCAAAUUACAAUUAUUAAAACCUUUGGACUCAUGUACUUGAUUAUUUAGGUUAAAACCAAUAUUUAGGCAAUAAUUUAGAAUUAGCUUGUAAAUCACAUGGAAAUGUAACUCUUAUUUCAAAAGCAGAAGACUUUAAUAGAAGUCCAUAUGGAUUAUGCCAAGAAUUUUGUAAUUAGGAAUUGCCUUGUAAACAUAAAUGUCCUAAAAAAUGUCAUGAUUAUGAUAAAACUCAAUUAGACCCUUCAGGUCAUAAAAUAGAUAUAUGCUAAUAAUAAUGCAUCAGACCUCAUCCAUGUGGACAUCCUUGCUCCUUUUAAUGUGAAAAAUGUAAAAUUUAACUAUAGCUUUGCUAAAAAGACUUAAGAUUGAAAUUCAUAAAAUGCCAACACAUCAUAGAGUUAAAAUGUUACUAGAAUGUUAAUUUAGUCUGUCAAAGGAAUUGUGAAAAGGUGAAAGAAUGUGGGCAUGGUUGCAACAAGAGAUGCUAAGUUGAUUGUGACCGAGAUAUAUGUAAAGUCGUCAUAGAAAAAACUUUGCCUUCUUGUUUACAUAAAGCUUAGCUUUGUUGCUACAUUAAACCAGAGGUGUUUGAAAAGUUUGGUAAUUAAAUUUAGUCAUAAUUGUAUUUAGAUGAGUUAGGAUGUAAAACUAGGUGUGAGGGAAUUCUUCAAUGCGGCCACUAAUGUCCUAGUCCUUGUGGUGAAUGUAGCAGGAGUAGUUUUCAUGGCUAAUGCAUCCAGGAGUCAGAAAAAUAACUUAACUGUGGUCAUAAAUAAACCUACCACUGUAGUGGAUUUCCUACUGAGUGUUAGUAAAGUUGUUAAUAUGAAUGCAAGCACUAGAAAUGUCAAAAGAUGUGCGGUGAAAAAUGCGAUUAAUGUUAAACACCUUGCGAUUUGAACUGUCCUCAUAAGAGUUGCUCUAAAAUGUGCAGUGAGACAUGCGACGAUAUUUUAUGUAAUGAGCCUUGCGAAAAUAUCUUAUAAUGUGGCCAUUAUUGCUUUGGUUUAUGCGGAGAUAAAUGUGAUUUCGAAUGCUUCUUAUGCAUCAAAGAGACUUUAAUAUUAACUAUCAAAGAUGAUUAAGUGACAGAAUGUAAAGUUAAAAAUAAUCUAGAAGACCCAAAAUUUGUUAAGCUUGAUUGUGGCCAUGUGUUUGAAUCAAAAUCAAUAGAUUAGCAUUUCAAAGAAUUAGAAGCUUAUAUGACUACUCUAAAAUAAUAUGAUCUACAUUAAUGUCCAAAGUGCUUUAGUAAAAUAAUUAUUUGCACACGGUAUCAAUAUUGGAAUAAUUAAGUCCGGAUAAUGAAGUUAGCUUAAUCUAAAAGUGUCAGUAAAGAACUUUAAACGAUUUUAAGGAAAAAGUUAAGAUAAGAUUUUAAGGAGCUAAAUUUGAGUAGAUUUUACGGCGUUUACCAAGCUCACCAAAUCAUCAUUAAUAAAAUAUUUACAGUAAUACCCUAUUUUUUUAUUAACUAAUAAUUUAGGACUGGCUCUCAAGGUUUAACUAUCAUAAUUCUAAAAAUAACCUAGAUGAUUUAGAGAAAUAGUUAUAUUUGA
Messenger RNA from Stylonychia lemnae, 4944 nucleotides. NCBI's taxonomy places the organism in Eukaryota, Ciliophora, Spirotrichea, Sporadotrichida, Oxytrichidae. The record is from the annotation of a GenBank genome assembly.